Molecule: messenger RNA, 6328 nt
Organism: Formica exsecta
Lineage: Eukaryota; Metazoa; Arthropoda; Insecta; Hymenoptera; Formicidae
Product: rho GTPase-activating protein gacJ-like
Exons: 7
Coding region: 215-3856 (1213 amino acids)
Biological process (GO): regulation of transcription by RNA polymerase II
Cellular component (GO): nucleus
Molecular function (GO): transcription cis-regulatory region binding
Source: RefSeq, a predicted model, not a curated record
AAUACAAAGUAGUCUUGAUGGGACAGCGGCGUGCGCCGCACCGUGAGUCGCUGGUCCGCGCGCGUCAAACCUAUAUCGCCUCGAUACACGCACACCGCGCUCUCGCGACUAGCUCGUGAUAUAUGCCCGCGCGCUAUGUGCCGUCAGUGUGUGUGUGCGCCAAGGGAUUCUAGAUGACUGUGGGAAUAGUGAGUGACAUUCGUGCAGCAAAGAAAUGGAAAAGAUAGAGUUAUUGGGCGGUGCUUGCUUCAGCCAUGGCCCUUACACAUUUUAUAAAGCGGUAAGGAUAGGUAACGGUCGCGUCCUUCGUCUCGGCAGUUUCUUCCUAACGAAACUGUGGAGCGAUGCUGAUCUCGUCAGCAUCGGGGAGCUUCAGCUGCUGUGGAUGGACAGUCGUGGACCGAAUCAGCCUUUGGCGUCUUUACGGCUUUAUUUCUUACCUGAGAACACGCCGGACGGAAGGAGGGAUACGCACGGAGAGGAUGAGGUGCUGACGAUAUCGGAAAAGGUGGUUGUUCGUGUACACGAUCUCGUCACGUGGCUUUCGCCCACAUUGGAAUGGUCAUGGGGUCGAGAGGUGUCCUAUCCAACGACCCCGACGUCGUCUCCGGAGGCCAGCCCGCUGCGAUACGAAAUGCCGCAACCGCAGGUGCUAACGGACCCAGGGAUCGACUUCUCGGACGUCGACAAACAGCAGAAGGAAUACGAGAGCAACCUGAAUUCUUCGAAGAGGUUGGAUUGCUACCAGACGAAGGUGGUGGUGCUCUCGUAUCCCAGGUACUGCCGUUACCGAGCGCUCCUACGUAGACUCGAGGGUGCCGAACCUUCCUGGUUAUGUUCGUCCAUCGCAGCCGCGUUAGGAGGCUUCACCGCGACCCCCGGCACCAGGGUACUCUUCUGCCGAGACACCUUCGACUAUCCCGACCUCGAGACUCACGAACUACUAUGUAAUCAUUUAGCACCAAAAUUAAAGGGCAGACCACGGCGAAAACGUAAAAAGCGUAGCGUUUCGCCGGGCGAAUCUUCGAACGAGAGCGAAGCCUCGGUGGCAUCGACGUCGAGGAGCACACCGGCGAAUACUAGCACUAGCCUAGUUAUACCCACAGUUGGAAGGCCACCCUCUUCCGCGGUACGGCGGAGUGAGAGGAAAACCAGCGCAGAGGAGAAGAAGUUUAUCACCGACGUGCAGAGUUUUAUGAACUCUCGGGGUACGCCGGUCGGAAAGAUGCCACUGCUGGGCUACAGGCAGAUCGAUCUGUUCCUGUUCUACACGAAGGUGCAAAUGCUCGGUGGUUACGAUUCCGUCAGCGCUGGCCGUCUUUGGAAAACUAUCUACGACGACAUUGGCGGCAAUACGGGUUCUACGAGCGCGGCGACUAUUACACGUAGACAUUAUGAAAGAUUGUUAUUACCUUACGAAAGGUAUCAGCGAGGUGAAGAGACAAAAGUAAGACUGAAUCAUGGACGACGUACUAAGAGUAUGAGCGUGUUCGAGGAUUCAGAUAUCAAGGAAGAGCCUAGUGAUUCGUAUCCAUCAGAGACAUCUCCGCCUAUAGAAGCAAUUUCCGCAACUACAAUAUCACCCCUGCAGCCAAUAAUAUCAGCAGCAACGACUCUCCUCUCGAAUGAGAAACCCAAAAUAGAAUCCGGCAAGACGUCUUCGUUGCGUAGCGUACGAGUAAAACCGGAACGUUUAAAAUCCCUGAACACAAUAAUCGCCAAUAGCGCGACACCUUCCAGCCAGCAAGCUAGCCAACUGCCAAGUCCACCGCCAUCCUCCAACACGUCUAUUUCGACUCCGAACUGCACACCCUCCACAACUCCAACGAACGGUACCAGUAAUAAUCAGAGCGUCUUGGAAAGACAGCUCAAUAGUCCUUUGAUAUCCCAACAAGUUCCACCAUCGUGUUCGCCACCGGGCUUGCCUGUGACCAGCGUAGCGACGAAUGCAUCGGCAGUCGUCUCUCUAACACCACCGCCGGAAAAGGAUAUGAAGGAGAUUAAACUGGAUCCCAAGCAAACUACUCUACUAGCGCAGGGAAAAGAGAAUAUACCGCUGUUCGGCGGCGAGAAAUUUGCGGAAAAAACGAUUGUACCGCCGAGAUCGCCCGAGGUGAUCGACCUCGAGAACGAGAGCGAUACGAGUCGGGACAAGAUAAUCAUUCCCAGCUUCAAAAAACGCAAACUCGAGAUUCUCCGCGAAGGCGGUCUCGAGGUCACCGCCGUCGAUCUGGAUGCACGGCCGAGCGUGAUCCAAAGCAGCGUCACUACACCGCUGCAACAGACGCCGCCGCCGCCGGCCAUGAGGUCCAUCGAGGAGAAACAACCGUCGAUCUCACCGUAUCCGAUUCCGGCCACACCCAACUCCAUUCCCAAAUUAAUAUCCGUCACCGUGACGCCCGACAUAGGACAUAUGUUGCCCUCAUCGCAGGAGCAUCAGAAUCAUCAGUCGCGAGUUCCGGUAGGCAAGCAACAACCGGCUCAUCACAAUAAUAAUAAUAACAGCACGAUGAACAACAAUAAUGUAAUAAACAGUCGGGUGAUAAACCUCGGUAAUUCCAACAAUGCUACGCUACUGCAGCUAUAUGCGAACGCGAACGUCGCACCAUCGAUCUCGACGACGAUUCCGCUUGCACAGCAGGCAAAUAAUCGCUUCGUAUCACCAAAUGUUCCGAACGGCAGGUUGUUGCCGCCUAAGGUGACACAGUCGAAAUCGAUAUUUAUGCACAACGAGAGGACAGUUUACGGGAAUCCUAAGGAUAUUCUUAUCUCUCCGAAGCAUCGCUCGUUGCAUCCGCAUCAACAAUCGCAACAACGCUCGCAAUAUUCGCAAAUGAGCAACGACAAUGGACAAGGAGGUGUUCUCGAUCUUACGCAGAAAUCCAAUGAGAAACUGACGUUCCCCAGGCCCAGUCUAGAAAUAGUCAGAGUACCUGUAGUGCCGAGGCCUAAUCCGUUAAAUCUGGAAGUGCGGAAUUUAUCCGCGGCUAAGGACAAACCGACGUUAGACAGAUCUUCCGCCGAUUGCUCGAAACGAGUAUCCUUUCCUCCCUAUCAGAACGUAAUUGACAGUCGAACCAUCGCUUCUAAUAACCUCGAGAUUACUCUCGUAAAUCCCAACAAGCAGAAAAACAAUCAUCAUCCAAGUAUACCGUCUCAUGUCCAGAUACCGAGUCCACCUAAUAAAAGUAAUGCAAUAGGGGCAGUCAAUAGCGCGCAGAGAAGGCAACAACAGCAUCAGGUGAACGGAAAGUAUGCGGCGAGAAACGAGCCGAUUUCACCAUAUACGCCGAGAAAGCCGAGUCAUCCCGUCAUACCUAACGUACCCAACUUAAAUCACCUAAAUCACAGUGGAAAUUCGUUUCCCAGAAUGCAGGCAACGACGAUGCAACAACAACAAAUAAGUAUUGACAGGAGGAAAGCGGCCGCAGAGGCCAGCAGGGAUCAUCAGCAUCGUAGGAUCAGCGAGAGCGAGAAGUCGUCUUUGGUAGCACAACAGCAGCAACAGCAAGAAUCUAGGCAAAGCGAAGCCGGCCGACGACACAGUUUACCCAGCAUACCAUCGGGUUUUGUGCCGGCAGUAUCGCAAAACAAUUCUGCCGCAUUCCCUUUACCACAACUAUCGAACGCGCCCGGCAAAUUCUUACCGAUAUUGGACCCUAUGUACUACUCCGCGUUCUACAACGGCUUGUUCCCGCCACCGAUUCCGCCCACGGCCGCUGCUGCCGCGACGUCGUUUCUACCACCGGAAUUUAGCGCGUAUUACAAAGAAUUACUAGUUUCCUCGCAACCAAGACUGACGGGGAUAACGGGGCAGCCGCCGUAUCAGCAGCCGGCUGCUCCAACGUCUAAAUAGAAAAUGGGAUCUCAACAUGUAGGGUUUCCGGCAUAGCGAAGGAUGCUUGGAUUACUAGAGAAACAUGGAUCCGUCGGACUUGUUUCGGCUCGUGUCGAAACGUAUAUAGCACGCACGAAGCGCGAUUGUAUGGAUAAAAAUGCGGCACAUUGAGAUUAUCUACGUUCAGUUAUGUUGUUUUUAUUCGAUUAAUAAUUGGUAAUUAUUCACAGCAAUGUUAUUCACAGUGUUCGUUUAUGAUAGAAGAAUAGUUCCCCAAUAUCUCGUGCAAAGAUAAAAUAAAAUAUCGGCAAAUUGGUUACGUAAUUGAUUAUGAAUAUUUUUGUAAUAGAUUAUGUAUAUUCAACAAAUUGCAAUAAUGCGUUAGAAUCUUAUUUUGCCUAUUUUAUUGCUCGAAAUUUUGGAGGAUUAUCGAUAUUAAGAAAAAAUACACCCUGUGAUAAAAAUGCGACAAAAAAAGAUUUAAUAUUCAAGAAGACAUUCGAAGGAAAAUUGUUAUUUUUAUAUGUUUAUUUUAUAUAUGUAAAUUGUAUACGCGUGUUUUUCAGUUUCAAUUAUAUUUCAAGGAAAGAAAUCUGAUUUAAAAGCUUGCAUUUUCAGUGUCUCAUGUUAGAGUUUCCAAAUAUUUUUUGUUAUUAGGCUCUCCUCCUAAAAAUUAUCUUUUUCUUUUUUUAAAGCGUACAAAUAAAUGCAUAUGUAUUGUUAUCGUUGAUUUUCAGCUCAUUCAGUUUUUAUUUUUGGUUUUCGUUUCGUAAGGCACAUUAUGAUUUAUUUGGAAUGUACUAUGUGAUAAAGAUUCAAAACACAAAGAAGAAAAGGGUAAAUAUUUGUGACCGGCGGAUCAUCGGAACGAAUAAUUGUUUACUGUGUAAUGGUAAAUCUUAUAUAGUAACGCUCGCGAAAACCCUAUGUAAUGUAUAAGUUAGGCAAUUUUCAUUCUAAUAAAAAAGCACUCGUACAAACAUACAUGCAAACACACACAAUCGCAUACACCGAUCUGUAGUCACUCCUAAUGAUAUAAGCGCACGCAUGCAAUGUUAUAGCAGCGACAUGUAUAUAGUGUAUAUAAUCACGUAAAUCAUUAAGCUAGAUAAAUCCUGCAUUAUCUUUCAAUAUUACGUAAGAAGGUUAAGUUUAGUAAAUGUACAGGCUGUCUUACUCGUGUGGCCAACGAUUGUCGUAUCGCUGUUUCUUUCGAGGAACGAAAACGAUAUUUUGCAGAAUAUUUCCGAUGGUCUCUUUUUUUUUUCAUUCGGAAGAAACAUGUGAAGAUCUUUUAUUUUCUAACACCGUGUGUUGGUGUGCGGAAGAGCACGUAGUACCUUUUCAUUCUAUUUCAUUUUAUUUCGAUAGAAACUAAAGAAAAUUAAAGCAAUUGACUGAUUGUUACGCGGCCGCUGCCGAACGUGUGAUCGGACAUCGCGGGCCACCACAAAAAAAAUACUUUGAAAACAGAUUUAAAAAAAAUUACCAACGGUAUAUCCAUGUUAAAUGUAGACAUAUUGAUAGAAUAUGUUCGUUUUAGGAUACUCUGAUCAAAAGAAAUAAAUAUGAGAAAAUAAUGUUAAAAUAUUCGUAACCCUAAGAUGUACAAGAGGAAGAAAGGUCCAUUCUGGGUCGUUCUCUGGCGAAAAAGAAAAUCAGAUUUCUAUAUUGAUGUCUUUCAAGAAUAUGAGUUGUUCACGUUUUUCGGAUGGUUCUUUCGUGAUAAGAAAGUAGGCGUUCCGGCGCCGAGUGCGAGACCGCGGCUGAUUAAUAACAGCCCCUUCCAGUGGUAUUCAACGAGUCGAGAAACACACAGAAUUAUCGAUUGCAGAGCGCAAGAAUCGGGCACAAGAUGAAGCGAAACUGCUACCACUGUUGUUAUUUUUGUAAGACCGCGGGUAACUUCCGGCGAACCGGGCGCGUCGCGACUCUUCACCGUCGCGUCGCGUCACUUUUCGAAAUGGUGCUAUGCGACGAAAAAUUCUAUUGUAAGUCUUUUCGAAAAUUUUAACGGGCGUUGUUGGGUACCAGUGGAUCUCUGGCGCGAUUGCCCGAAAGAACUACGAUUUUAAGAUAUAAUAGAUCUUCACGUCCAAGUCUGAUAAUCGUAUACAAAAAAAGAAGCUAAAAGAACUCCACGGGUUCUAUCGUAUGUGUAAAAAAAAGAGAAAAAUCGAAUAUAUAUAUACGAGUUAUAUACGUAUAUAUACGAGUUCGUUAUGAUUGCGACUCGGUGUAAUAUCGCGGGGUUUGUACGAGGAAGCAAACGUUGGCGAAAAGGAUAGCAAAACGGAUAUUGUCGAAUAUCCGCAAGGAAAAGGGCUUGUACGAGAAUACGUGCCAUAAAAAACUGAUUAGAUAGCGAUUACGAACAAUGGCGACGGUCAUUUGUAUAUGCUUUUGACGAGCCCUUUAACAGUUAGAGAAACUAAGAAGGUAGACGCGAAUCGAAAAAAUAAAGAAUAAUAUUAAUAAUAAUAAUAAUGU